Messenger RNA from Hyalella azteca, 4481 nucleotides. RefSeq lists its product as uncharacterized. The record is from RefSeq and is a predicted model, not a curated record. The coding region runs from base 282 to 2786 and encodes 834 amino acids. The transcript has 14 exons. Lineage: Eukaryota; Metazoa; Arthropoda; Malacostraca; Amphipoda; Hyalellidae.
CUGUGAUAGUCGCUUGCUGAAUCCGAUUUCAUUAAAUUAGAAUCCAAAUAAUUUCCGUCUAGUUCUAAUCGAAAAUUCAAACAAACGUUACAAGCUGAUUGGUUAACGCUCGAUGUAAGCGCUGUUGACAAAUGUAAGUUUAAAUUUCUCAAUAAAUUGUUUUAAAACUUUAGUAAAUAUAUAAAAAAUAUGUAGCACAACGUCGGACGCUUAGAAACGAUUGAAAAUUAAUUACGAGAUGAAAUUAAUUAUUAAGUAAAUAAUUAUGACAAAUUAAGGCCAUGAGUGACAGUGGCUCAGACGAGGAUUUCUGGAACGUAGGAGGCGAUGAUGGACCAAGACCGGCCAGGAGAAGAGGUCAUACGCGAAGAAGCAACGUGCAGCCGUUGCCCGCGUCAACAGCAGCGGCGAGCUCAAUUUUUCUACCGAUUUUACCGGAACGUCAAGAAGCAACCGAGUCCAACGAUGAGGACGCGGUCAAUACAACUGACGAAAACGCCAAUAAUGAUGCAUGUUAUGCCACUCCCUCGGAUGAUUUUAGCGAUGCUUGUAAUGUCAUCAUCGAGAGCAAAACGGAAGAAAGAAAGCAAAUGGUGCAUGAACCAAAUGAUGAGAAAGAAACGUAUGAAUCAUCGUUUGAAAGCGAUGACGAAUUACCUAUGAAUAGUGGCGACGACAUAAAAAAUACAUAUGAAACUGAAUCAUCUUCAUCAACCGGCGAGCACGCAGCGAAUCACAAGACGCCAGUUAAAAUAAAUGGAUUCGUUCUCGACGUAGAUUCAAAUGCAAGUAACUUCCCGUCAAACACAGCAACAAACAUCACAUCCAGAGAAUCAGCGGAACAAAAAGUACCAGAAAUCUUUCGAAAUAACGAGCAUUCGCCUGAAGCCGUUGACCCUUCGCCGUGCGAAUUCUCUGACGACGGCAGUGUGCGGAGACGCAAAGGCAAGCUCAUCAAGUGGCAGAGUCGGAGCAGCACGGACAUCCGGACCAGAUCUACUUCUGCAGACUACACUGACGGACCGGACGCAUUGUCACGCAUGUCUGCAGAAGACGACGUAGGCUACCCACCACGAGCGCGCCUCAAGAACGCGCUGUACCGCGGCCGGCGGCACCUCGCCUUGCGGCAGGGCGACGAGGCGGUAGAGGAGUUCGUCCGAGGCUUCGCCCUCGCCAGGAUCGUUCAUGGAGACGAACACUGGAGAACAUGUCGCUGUAGAGUCUUUCUUUCCCAGGCUUAUCUUUACCUUAAGGCAGAAAAUGAAGCAAGGACUGCGAAAGAAAUCUUACUAAGGAAUUUAGGUACUCCUCUGGCUCCGCGGAAGAAAUUACAGGUGCGGCAUUUGCUGGUGGUGUCAGCCCUGGUCGAGGGAGAGGCGCGCCUGCUGCAAGGCAGACUGGACGGCGCAACAGCUUCGCUGUCCCGAGCUCAUAAGCACGCUAACGUCUUCGAGAAAAAAUUUAAUAAAACUCGGCGAAGUAUUCCCGCAAGCCUGCGCAGCGUAAAGCCCGGGGACCUGCUACUUCACACGCUCAGGGUGCAAGCUGCUCUGCUUGCAGUUUCAUUCACACGGUUGGUGCGGCAUUUGCUGGUGGUGUCAGCCCUGGUCGAGGGAGAGGCGCGCCUGCUGCAAGGCAGACUGGACGGCGCAACAGCUUCGCUGUCCCGAGCUCAUAAACACGCUAACGUCUUCGAGAAAAAAUUUAAUAAAACUCGGCGAAGUAUUCCCGCAAGCCUGCGCAGCGUAAAGCCCGGGGACCUGAUACUUCACACGCUCAGGGUGCAAGCUGCUCUGCUUGCCAGCAAAGGUCGUAUCUCGCAGGCGAAGGAGAAGCUUGAGGAUGCUGUUAGACGAGCUGAAGACAUUGGCGGAGCGCACGACCGACGCCUUGUGCUGCUACUGCAGCAGUACGGGGAGCUGCUCAUUCUCAACUCCCAAGAGCAGCGAGAGAAAACCAAAAAACUCGCCCAAGUCUCUCUUGACGAUUUAAAGCUGACGACUGCUUCAUCGAGAUCAAGAAUCAGAGAACGACUAGCAUCUAGCUAUGGACAAUUUCCUGUUAGAAGUAAUUUGAAAAGCAGCGUCAGCAAGAGUUUAUCCUCAAAUUUGAACACGCAAUUUAACGUGGAAGAAAGUGGACUGGAAUCUAUCGAUACAGAACCCAUACAAGAUCAUGCAAGAAGUAAUCUCCACCUCGGAGACGAUGUGACCAGAGGACUGGCGAUGCUGAGUAGAGCUGUGCAAAUAACGAAGGCUAUUAACAGGCCCGGCAGCGGAGCAGAAUUGGAUGCAAGAGCCCUCCUUGUAAGAUAUAAGGUAACGCAGGGUCGGUACGAAGCAGCUGACGCGCUGCGCGAGCUACACAGCCUCUACACCGUCGUCAGCAGAGCGCAAGGGGCCGUCAGCUGCCCUGCCCUCACCCUUCAGGGACUUACCUCUCAGGUCUUGAUGAACGACAAGAAGUUCGACGAAGCGAGCGAAGAAUUACGGAAGAUGCUGAGCAACACACGCAACCUGUACGGCGACUUCAGCAAGCAGGCGUGCCAGGUGCUCCAGCAGCUGUGGCACGUGCGAGCGCUUGCCAGAGACGUGCCAGGUCUUGCAGAGGCCUUGAGUCAACUCCUGUCAUCAGAGGUGCUCGUAUACGGCACCGGCAGUCAACAUGCUGAUAACACCAGAGUCAAACUACGACACACGUUGCAGCAACUUUCAAUUGCUCACCGGACGAAAUUGCUGCGACGUCACCCAGAAUUACAAGUAAGACCACGUUUCAAGAACCUUUGAAGAAAUUUUAGUACUUAUCUAAAGCUGAACAAAACUAGAAGUCACGUAAUUUUCCGUUUUAUCGUUUACACAACAAUUUAUUUCAUGCAAGCUAUUCGAGAAAACAUAAAAAUACAUACCACGCUCGGAAUCAUACUGAUGAUAAGCAAAUAAAUCAUUAUUGCAUGUGAUUCUCAGAAAUAUUAUCUUUUUGUUGUGAUUGUAACUCCGGCCGAGCGUCACAUAGUGUCUGUUGUAACAAAUUAUACGCACACUACAUUGACUGAACUUGUUCUGUCUCAAUGACGUAAUUUAAAUAUCACAUAUCAUAUAAUAAUAGUUAUGAAGCGUGUCUUUUCAGCUUUGGGUUUUUGAAUACCUACAAUAGCUGUGUGCUAGCUUAUGAACGAAUUCCGUAUAAUAUGAUUAACCUAUCAUUACUUUUGAGUGAUUGAUUCGGGUUGCUGGACCGGGGCACAAAAUAGCUGCAAAUCAAGCGAGCAUUAACUCCUAACUACGAGCACAUGCAUUAUGUAAAAUUAUGGAAUACAUUUAAUCUUCAUAUUUCUUGAAUACUGUAAAUGCGUCUUAUCCUUAGAAAUGCUCCUAAUUUCAUUAACUGGGCGUUUAAAGUUAUACAACUUUUAACCCAUAUUUUGUGGACAUGAAGGACUAAAAAUCUACUAGGCAUUUGAGAUCGAACAGCAAUGUGGCUAGGAAAGUGUAACUUCGAAUGAAUAUAUUCAAGAAAUUGUCCACUUGCUCAUCCUAUAUACUUUAUAAGGUAUGUGAUAUUUCUAAACACAUUUCCUACACCUAAGAAAACAAAUAGAUGUGAGAGGCGAGAUAUUUUUGUAUCGUCGUUUCCUAUUAUAUAUAAGCUUUAGAUGUUUCGGCACGCAUGUAAAAACAAUUGAUGUGACAUUGUUUAAUGAGGUAUUGUAAUGGAGCAAGAGCUGCCUGCGCGUGACUUUAAAGAGUCUGUGUUCGAACCGGUUGGAUGCUUCGCUGGAAAGCUUUUGUUCUAAUUUGGCUCAAAAUGUCAUCGGUCACGGACGAUUAAAAUACAACAUAUUAUUUACCACACGAUUUUCAUCAAAGAAAUUGGGCAAUAAAAAAUUAAUAUUCGAAAAAAGAAGAUAUAUUCGAAAAAAUAGUAAUUGGUGCAGUAAUAAAACAACGCUAUGAUAAAUUAUCGCAGAUAAUUUUUUAGGACAUUUUUUCCACAAUUUAUUCUAACACUCUCACCGAUUUGCAAUAUGUGACUUACAUAAAAUAUAAUUUUUUCGGAUUCUGAUCAUUUAUUUAUCACACAGAGAUAAUACUGAAGAAAAGUCGUAGCUCAAUUUAAAUCAAUAUAGAACAUAAUAUUAAAAUAUCAAUGUAUGGUUUGAUGUCCUACGCAUCAGGGCUUAUUAUGUAAUUAAAUAUUUUCAUAAAAUUUGAAUGUUCCCGCCGUAAAAAAGUAUGUGUAUUUUAAUCUAUAAAUUCGUAAAAUGCUUCGCUCUAUCUAAAGCUAAAGGACGAAAAGUUGAGAGAUUCCCCCAGUCUUUGUUUUAAGUAGUUUUUUCGAUCUUUUCGAAUAUAUAACAAAUACAUUGGAGGAUACAGCAUUCCCUUCAAGGAUAGCUAAACGUGAACAAGUGAGAAAUUGCAUUUUCUUUCCGGUCCAUGGAUACUACUAGUCAAUAUUAUCAAUAAUUAAUUAUUAUUCAA